GCGCACCACAUGCAGGCAAGCAGGGAUCGUCGAAAGAAACCAACCUCGUUCAAAUUUCAAAUUCAUCAUUUCUGGUUCUGCCACGAGCGUCGUCACCACGCACUUCGAGAACGCGAGAUAGUUUUUCAAAUUGAACAACAGUUGAAAGUGUUGCUUUGUAGGUUGUUUAAAUAGAGCUUGGUUUGAAGUAUUAUUAAAUCGUUGUGCAGUGAGCGUCUAUUGCAAACAGUGCCAAUUAGUCGGCGCAAUCGAAAUUAUCGAACUUUGUUUUUAUAAUUUUAAGUGAAAUUUAUCCAAGAUGGCUUUUACUUUGUUGAGAAAUUGUGCGCGGUCCUCAUUUUCUCUAUGGGAACGCCAAUUACCUUCGCUUGCUGCAUUUAAUUCUGCAAAUUCCAUCGUAUUAUUAAAAGAAAAGACUGAUUUUGUACCGAUCGGAUUGAAAGUCCCCUGCUUCGUGUCCACUAGUGUGCGAAAAUAUGCCAGUAAAAUCAGCAAACCCGAGCGAGCUUAUGACAGUGAAUCCGAAUCGGACUCCGACGAUGAAAAAGACACACAGAGGAAGUUGAAAGAUGGACGAAAGAGGGGUAGCACGGAAUUCUGGCGAAGGAAAAUGCGCACACUGCACGGCCUGUUGGAUGUCAACAAUGACGGAGUCAUUUCAUAUGAUGAUUUUAUGCUAUUGACGGAAAAGUUUAGCGCUCUCGGUCACUUGGAUAAGCAUGCUAAGGAAGAAUUCCGUCAAAUCAUGGAGAGUACCUGGAUUCAACAAUGGGGUGCAAUUUCUCCCUACAACCUCAUCACGGUCGAGCAAUAUCUGACUGAAAUGCAGCAUGUGGUUAAUGAUAAAGAUUUGAAGAAGAAGGUUCACCGAUUUUUGCCAUAUCUGUACAAGGCAGUCGAUAAGGACCGUUCCGGUUCGAUCUCGUUGAAUGAGUUCAAACUUUUCUUCCGCUGUUUGGACCUUACGGAAGAGGACGCAGCCGUUUCGUUUGCUGUUAUCGAUAAGAAUGGCGACGGUCAGAUUACGCUGGAUGAAUUCGUGAAGCUUGGUCGAGACUUUUUCCUGAGUGAGAACGAAGCGAACGUUUCACGACGUUUUUGGGGACCUCUGGUCAAGCAUUAAGAAUGCUUAACUCGAACGCGGAUAUCAGGGAAAUGCGACAGUGAGGAAAGGCGGUUUUCACAUAACUUCACAUACUAGGAUUAACGAGCAAUUUUGAUUACGAGCAUUUACAAUUUUUACGACUAUACUUACUCUUGCAUUUUUGUCUGAUCUAUUGUGAUAAUGAAAUUUAAUAAAGUGAUGUAUAACCUUAUUGUAAAAUUCGGUCCAACUAAGUUGAAGAAUCAAAGCCAUGUUACA
Molecule: messenger RNA, 1363 nt
Organism: Malaya genurostris
Lineage: Eukaryota; Metazoa; Arthropoda; Insecta; Diptera; Culicidae
Gene: CBP
Product: sarcoplasmic calcium-binding protein
Exons: 5
Coding region: 299-1123 (274 amino acids)
Biological process (GO): mitochondrial calcium ion homeostasis; calcium import into the mitochondrion
Cellular component (GO): uniplex complex
Molecular function (GO): calcium ion binding
Source: RefSeq, a predicted model, not a curated record